Papilio machaon (common yellow swallowtail) is the source of this 984-nucleotide messenger RNA. RefSeq names its product glutathione S-transferase D7 (gene GSTd1). NCBI's taxonomy places the organism in Eukaryota, Metazoa, Arthropoda, Insecta, Lepidoptera, Papilionidae. The coding region runs from base 167 to 901 and encodes 244 amino acids. Gene Ontology annotation, biological process: glutathione metabolic process. The transcript is spliced from 6 exons. The record is from RefSeq and is a predicted model, not a curated record. Gene Ontology annotation, molecular function: glutathione transferase activity.
UUAAAUCAAAGUUAUUGUGAUUUUUGUGUUGAUUCGUCUACCGAAGUAAAACAUUAAACAAUAAGCAAUAAAUAAAUGAAGAUUUAAAAAACAAUUGAAGAGCAAUCAUAAUUGUCGUUAGGUUGACAGAAUAAUUAAAGCCAGGAAAGUCCCUGUCUGUUUAAAAAUGAAGUUUGCUUUAGCGCUUGUUGCUAUACUUCUAGUUUAUAAUAUAAAUGGAAGCGCUGCCGCUCGAUCGAAACGCAGUAAGAUGCCGAAUCAACCAAUAAAAGUAUAUUACUAUCCACUCUCACCUCCGUGUCGUGCUGUUCUUUUGACUGCAAAACUUCUGGGACUGAAGGUGGAACUGAUACUGAUUAAUAUCAUGGAGGGAGAACAAAAGACGCCAGAGUUUAUAAAGAUGAAUCCUCAACAUACAGUGCCUACAAUAGACGAUAAUGGUUUCAUAUUGUGGGAAAGUCGUGCGAUAAUGGCGUACUUGGUGAAUGCGUACGGUGUGGACGAUGCCUUGUACCCGAAUGGUCCUCAGCAGCGAGCCGUGGUCGAUCAGCGCCUUUACUUCGAUUUGGUUUUCUUACAGAAGUCUAUGGAAUUAUACUGGCCCAUGUUAGCAGGGAAAGAAUAUAAUGAAGAGAAAGCUGAAAAGUUGAAAGAGGCAAUUGGCUGGUUGAAUUCAAUGCUGGUAGGUCGAAAAUUCGUCGCUGGAGACAAACUUUCAAUCGCAGAUAUUACCACAGUGGUUACAAUGAGUAAUUUGGACAGCUUGGGAUUCGACUACAGUUCUUACCCUAACGUCAAAUCUUGGUUUGAAAGAACAGUUAAAGAAUUGGAACCUUACGGAUAUGAAGAAAUCAACAAAAGUAACGCAGACAAACUUGCAACGAUGUUGAAGAAAGAAUAAACUACAUACAAACACGCACAUUAAGCAAUUUGCCAUGCCUUGUAGAUUGCAUUAGUAAUAAAAGCUUAUUGUUACUCUUAUCA